AUGGCCCCUACUAAAGAAUCGUCGCGUGUUGGUAUUCACCUCGGCAUAGACUUCCAAUACGAUGAAGUCAACUUUGAUCCUACCCCUCCUCCUCCAAGAGAUGAACCUGAUCCUCCUCUGGGUAUCUUGAGCAGCUUCACCGGAGCCUGGACCGGAACUGGCUUUAACAACAUCUUCCGACCAAACUCCGUUGCCCCCACUACUACCACCUUCACCAAUCCCGUUCUCCCUGCCCCUCCUUCUCCUCCCAAUGUCUCAGUUCUCGAACUUAAUUUGACACAAGAGGAUCUCGUAUUCUCUCAACCUCUUGGAAAAGUCCCCAAUCGUGGUCUUGAGCAGCAGAAUGAUAUUGUUAUCAACGGUGUCACGUAUCUUCAGACUGUGAAUGAUGUUACCAACACGGUUACGGGUAAAGGUGAUGGUGCCAAGACGGGCAUUCACACUGAAACUGGCUUCUGGUUGAACGUUCCUCAGACUCAAAACAAUCCCGUGGAGGGAAACACACUUGUCCGUCUUGGAUCUAUUCCUCAUGGAACUACAAUCAAUGCUCAGGGCAGCCCUCCAGACGUAACCGAGGGACCACCGCAAAUUAGCAAGCGACCAAUCAGUCCGUUUGUGAUUGGAAAACCGGAUGAUAUCCAGGUCAAGCCCAGCCAGACAGCCGCCCUCAACAAUACAGCCCGUCUGCCUCAGGAUCUCAGUCUCUUCAUCGAGCAAGGCACUAUCACCCAGGAUAUUCUUGACAACCCAAUCCAGAUCCUUCUCGACAUCAACAGUCAGCUCAAUAUCACAGAGACUAACACUUUCACUGUCUCUACUCAGUUCGCUCCAACCCCUGGUGGCGGCACAGCUAACAUCGCUUUCCUCGUCGGAGCGAGUAGCCAAGGUCCCAAUGCAGACGCCGUGCAAAUGGAAUCUACAUUCUGGGUUGAGACCAUCAAGUCUGAGAUUACAGUCCAGGACUACACUCCUGGAAAGGCCCUACUUCUGCAGCCAGCCUAUAAGCCGAUCCAGGGCAAGAUAACUCCUCCGCUGCCCACAUUCUCCGUCACGCCUCCUGGUCCUGUUACUGGCCCCAAGACGAUUCCUGUGACUUAUACACAGAUUCAGUACUCGCAGACUGUUAACCUUAAUUUUAAUGGGUUGACUUGGCCGCAUUUGUCGCUUGCUACACUAGUGCCUUCUCAGCCUAUUAAAGUUAACUAUUUAUCUUUUUAG
Messenger RNA from Fusarium pseudograminearum CS3096, 1218 nucleotides. RefSeq lists its product as uncharacterized. Bases 1 to 1218 code for a protein of 405 amino acids. The transcript has a single exon. Lineage: Eukaryota; Fungi; Ascomycota; Sordariomycetes; Hypocreales; Nectriaceae. The record is from RefSeq and is a predicted model, not a curated record.